Molecule: messenger RNA, 1182 nt
Organism: Aureobasidium subglaciale EXF-2481
Lineage: Eukaryota; Fungi; Ascomycota; Dothideomycetes; Dothideales; Saccotheciaceae
Exons: 2
Coding region: 1-1182 (393 amino acids)
Biological process (GO): mitochondrial translation
Cellular component (GO): mitochondrial small ribosomal subunit
Molecular function (GO): structural constituent of ribosome
Source: RefSeq, a predicted model, not a curated record
AUGCCGCCCCGUGUUGGACCUCGGGCGGGCCAGGUCGCCGGAUCUCAACAAUGCCUCCGCACAACAAUCACUGGUAGCAAUGCUCGCCAAUCUGUAUCAGGACAGCGCGACUUUUCCCAAUCAUCUGGUCAACAAUUCCAGGUGACAUGCAAGAAUGACACGCGUCUUCGCCGCAACAUGUUUUCCUGGUUGAACGGACCUGGUCGCGUGUUCCGUGAACCUCUCCAAGGCUCGACUAACUACCUGGGUGCAUACGACAGAAGUGGGAACUUGCUCCGCCUGAGAUACAGUGCAGAACAGGAGAACGAGGAUCAGGAGAAGGUUGAUGAGUCCAAGCUCAGUGAUGAAGAGAAGGCCAAGUACAGGGAAGAGAAGGAGAAAAAGGAAGCAGAGGAGCGAAACAAGAUCCCGAAAGAAAGAGCAGCCGAUCUCCGACCAUACCCGUUAAACACCGAUUUCCGCAGUCAGUCCAUCUUGAGUGAGGAGUUGCGCGAUGAAAUCUACAAGAAGAUUGUUGAUGAGAAGGUUGAUCUGUCGACUGUCAGCGCUCUGUACGGUGUCGAUAUGCGCAGAGUGGCUGCUGUUGUCCGUCUGAAGACGAUUGAGAAGAACUGGAUUGCAGAGGGCAAGAAGCUGGCUACACCAUACGCCGAGGCAGUCAUGCAAAUGGUGCCACAGACACAUUUCAGCCGCAAGCUCCUUGAAGACCCCAAGAAGACAUUCUCACACGAGUCGAUCAACGAUCUCCCUGUCCACCCAUACACACGCACACAAAUCUUCUACCCGACAUCAGAGUCGCGACAAUUUACUCGUGAAGACGCGGCAAAGGUCUUCUCACCCACCCUCCUGUCUGCCGAUGAGCGGAUACCUCUGUCCGACUUGAUCGAGAUCGAGAGGGAUGCUCUCAACGAAGUGCCGCGUGAGCAACGCACACAGCGUAUUCGUGAGCGCACCGAGGCGAAGCUCCGCGCAAAGCAGGAGAAGGAACGCAAGAGGCAGGAGUGGGAGGCCAGAAACGUCAAGGUCGUUAGCAACCAGCGCUGGAACUUCCGCUUCCAGAGCAUCAGUGUCGAGGAUGCAGGCAAGGACGGUCGCGGUAGACGCGGAGUUGGAUGGAGAUACGGAAACCCUCACCACGACCGCGAAAAGGGCGAGAUCAAACUUCCCACGAGCGUCGAAUAG